UUUUUUACUAUAAAAAUUUAGGAAACGUUACUUCCUUUUGUGUUUUUAGUUAACCUGGAUUGGAGUACCGUCUCACUCUUCACCACUGUUACUCAUUUCUUAUGUAGAUGUUGAGUUUGAGAGAACCAAACCCUUUCAUCUCUUAUUUACAUUUGCAGAACAACAGAAGCCCCAACAGAAAAGAGCCUCAAAAUAAUCAACUUUCUAUUUGAAUAUCGAUUGAAUCUCUGCUUUUGGAACCUUUUUCAUCAGUUAAACCAAAACCAAACAUCAACGUUUUCGCCAAAAACUACUUGUUGUUUUACAAGCAAAAUGACUCAACUUACCAUCUUUUUCAUUCUCACGUUAACCUUUCUGCUUUCUAGUUUUCAUGUCGCUUUUGGUGGUUUACUAGCUGAUCCAGUCACCGGUCAUGACCAGCCGUUAAAACCAGGAGAGAAUGCAUCCCCCAAUACGGUACCCGCAUUUCCGGUCCAGACAGAGGCCGCCACCUGCCGGUUAGACCUCUCUGCCGAACUUUUCGGCGGCGUGAAUGACGCCUGCGGACGUAACCUAGACCGGAGUAGAUGUUGUCCUGUAUUAGCUGCGUGGCUUUUUGCGGCUCACGCACGCUACGCUCUCCAGGUCCCGGCUGCGGCUCCGGCCGCAGAGCCGGAUCUUCCGAUGAUGCCUGACGACUCGCAGAAGUGCGUGAACUCCCUGCAAAGCGCGUUGGUGACCAAGAACGUGAAGAUUCCGCAACCCAAUGCGAGUUGUGACGCGAUUCUGUGUUUUUGCGGGAUUAGGCUGCAUCAAAUCAGCUCGCUUAGCUGCCCAGCAGCGUUCAAUGUCACGACUGGGUUUCGAAACGUGACUCCAACUGCUGCCGUUAAGAACUUGGAGAAGAACUGCAAAAAUUCUUCAUACUCUGGCUGCACUAAAUGCCUGGGCGCCCUUCAAAAGUUAACGGGUGGACACAAGAACGGAACGGAUGAAGACGUGGAUAACAGGGCAACCAAGAUGUUAAACAGAGACUGCCAACUAAUGGGGCUGACAUGGCUAUUGGCACGUAACAAAACGGCGUACAUUCCCACCGUUUCGGCAGUGUUGCGUGCCAUCAUGUACAGUGCGCACCCACCGCAGGAGUCCAAGUGUAGCCCCGAUCAAGAGAACAUGCCUUUGGCUGUUGAUUCUCUGCAGUUCGAAAACUCCCAAUCCUCUUCAUAUUCACUAUCGUAUCCGUGGCCUCAAAGCUUUCAUGCUUUUUUGUUUCCAUUGUUGCCCCUAAUCAUUCUAGUUUCUUCUGCUUUUGUUUAGGGUCAACCAUAGUGGUGAUGCAUGCAGGCCCCUGUAUAAUUUUUUUGUGUCUGUCGAGGUCACGUGAAGCUAGGGGACAGAAAAAAGCGGUGCUGGUCGUUUUUGUCCUUUUGCCCACUGUAAAUUUUAGGCUCGUUUUCAUAUUACAUAUUUUUUCUCCGACAGGACUCUGUAUGUAUUCAUCCUAUUAAGUUAUUGCCAAAUUAUUAUUA
This is a messenger RNA of Mangifera indica (mango), 1508 nucleotides long. RefSeq lists its product as uncharacterized. The transcript has 2 exons. The record is from RefSeq and is a predicted model, not a curated record. The coding region runs from base 313 to 1296 and encodes 327 amino acids. Lineage: Eukaryota; Viridiplantae; Streptophyta; Magnoliopsida; Sapindales; Anacardiaceae.